AUGCUGCCCACAGCAACGUCGCGCGCCACCCUGGGUGCGCGAGGAUUACCAUCGCAGCAUGUUUCGAGAUCGUCUGCCGCUUUGGCCAGUGGCAUAUCUUCAUCACCCGCCCAGCACAGUCGAUGCUUUUGCCUCGGUGCAAGAGAGGCGAGGGGCCGUCGCCGCAGCCUCCGAUACCGUCACAUGGAGUCCAUCCAUCGGCAGUUGUCGUGGGAAAACCAACCUCGCACCGACGACACGAAGCCCAUCAUAAAGAAACACAUUACUUUAUCCACAGCACCGUUUGCGAAAUUCGGUUCGGGCGACGUUAACGCGAAUGUUGACGAGAUCAAGUCCUGGUCCGAUGACCUGUCGGGUAUUCGCCCUGGCCGAAACAUUGAGGAUGUAGAACGUGAGGCCAUCAAUCACUUAUUCGGCAGUUACCAGCAUGAGAUCUGGAGGUCUCCGCUGAACAGUAUCCGAAAUCUACUCAAAUCUCACCAUACACCAAAGGAGAAUGCAUCGGACAAUGUGACAAAUGGUGACUCUCACAUCGACCCAAUCACGAAUCGUAGAGUAUCCAAUACCACGUCCUUCGACUCGCAAACGACAGCGUCUGCACCGAAAUAUGACGACGCUGACAAGUAUGGCCCAUCGAAGUGGAACGAACCCGAUGGGCUUCAGAAGCCUACUGCCGAGGAGCAGUCCAAGAAAUACAAAGACCUGGGGCAGUAUAAGCCGAUUUUAGGCAGCUCAGAUAGUUUCAAGCCCCCCGCUGCCGAGGAGAAGAUCCAAUGGUAUAACGACUUGGGAAAAUACAACCCUGUGCAGUGGAACGAACCGCAUGGUCUCCAGCAGUCGGCAUCAGAGGAGCAAUCGAAAAAUUACAAUGAUUUGAAUAAAUACGUGCCUGAAUUGGACAGUUCAAUCGCUCCUCGAGGAGUCACCGAGGAACCAUCACAACAAUACGCUGACUUGAAAAACUAUAAGCCAGCCUCUUGGAAUGAGCCUGACGGGCAACAGAAUUUGACCCUUGAAGAGCAAUCCAAAGUGUAUAACGAUCUGGGGUCCUAUGGUGCUGUCAGUUGGAAUGAGCCUGAUGGGCUACCCGACGCAGCACCAGAGGAAAAGUCCAAGCAAUACGAUGACCUCGGGACGUACAAGGCCACUCAGUGGAAUGAACCGGAUGGCUUGCGCAAGCCCACCCCAGAAGAGCUUUCCAAGAACUACGACGACCUUUCUAAAUAUAACGCGGUACAAUGGAGAGAGCCCAAUGGCUUGCCUAAUCCUACCGAAGAAGAGCGCUCUAAGAACUACGCCGAUCUUGGGGAGUACAAGCCUGUACAGUGGAAUGAGCCUGAUGGACUACCUUCCCUAACGCCUGAGGAAGCAUCCAAAUCUUAUGGAGAUGUGGAUAAAUAUGGCCCAGUGGCAUGGAGCGAACCUGAUGGUCUUCGACCGCUGAACCCUGAGGAGAAGUCAAAGAACUAUGAUGACCUACAGAAAUACAGUGCCCCAUUUGUUGCCAAGGCAUCUGUAUUGGAAGAGUUCGAACGAGCCCAGUUGGACACAACGCCCAAGGGCAACCUGCUUCCCCCGAAGGUCGAGGUCAAGUCAGAGGACCCGGCUAAGGAAUACACAGACUUGGCAGCUUAUGGGCCUGCUAGGUGGAAUGAACCCGAUGGUUUGCCAAAUCCGACUCCGGAGGAGCUCUCAAAGAACUACAACGACCUCCAUAUGUACAGGCCAGCUCAAUGGAACGAGCCUGAUGGCCUGCAAUCCCGAACACCCGAGGAGAAAUCAAAGGACUACAAGGAUGUGCACGCUUACAGUGCAAAUUCUGAGGGAGAACUUGAAGAUGUUCCUCAGAGGAUCCACCCGGAGGAGGCUUCUAAGAACUACAAUGACGUGGGGUUGUAUGGUGCUGUACGAUGGAAUGAGCCUGAUGGGCUUGGAAUUCCUACAGCGGAAGAAAGGUCCAAGGCCUACUCUGACCUUCCGAGCUAUGCAGCUCGGGAUGCUCCCGCCGAAGAUGUGGUCGCGCGAAGGCACCCGGAAGAAGCCUCCAAAAACUACAGGGACCUUGAUGGGUAUUCUGAGCAAAUGGAUAGCUCUGCUACACCACAGGUUCAUCCUGAGGAGGCUUCGAAGGCGUACCAAGAUCUCGCAAAGUACCAACCCCAGAAAUUUGACUCUCCAGGCGAGAACCGUCCAAUCCAUCCGGAGGAAGCCUCCGAGGAAUACAAGGACCUAGGCAAGUACUCUGCCUCAUUUGAAGAGGCAGAGACACUGGAACGAACUCACCCUGAGCAGCUGACCAAACAAUACAAGGAUCUGGACAAGUAUGCUCCUAAAUCAUUUGACCCAGCCAACAAGACAUACCCGGUUCACUCUGAGGAAGCCACCAAGGCCUAUAAGGACCUUCAUCUGUACGGUACUGUAUCGCAUAACGAGCCCGAUGGGCUUCCGGGAAAACACCAGGACCCCACCUCCCAGGGACUGGGACCUUAUGACUCCAAGGUACGAGCCGAGCAGGAAAAAACUUUGACAAUGGGUCGACACUGGGGCCAGGCCAACAAGAUGUCAUCGAGCACCCUAGAAGACAGUAUGGACUCUCUGGAUAACUUGACAGCGCAGGACAUUCGCGCUGACGUUCUUCGAAAGGUGCAGGAAAAUAGGCAGAAUGAAACAUUGGAGAGUGCCAAAACAGAGCACGAGUCCUCCUGGGAUGCUACAACGAACCAGGCCAGAGACCAAAUUCACGACGCAAAGACCAAAACAACACAUCGACUGACAGGAAACUAUAUCCAAGACUUCUCGGAAGACUUUGCCCGAUCUUGGAGCACCGAAAAUUCAUCAACCGGGGCAGCACUCUUUCCCAAGGAUCUCUCUGGGGAUGAUGGCAAUCAGAGCAGCUCAGCCAAGCCUUCUUCAGUGGAGCCAGAAGACGAGCCCGACCUGGAGUCCAUGGACGGGUGCUUCCCCACCGAGACCUUUAGACCAGAGCCGGCCUUGAAUCGACAACUAUCAAAAAAGGGACGAAACAAACUUGACAACUCAGCAACUGAAGCGACUGUAGCUGGAACUAGAGCGGGGCAUUUGGCUACCAGCGAAACUGGACAGAUGCCAGACAGUGAGGCUGAAUCGUUUGCAAUUUCGCAGCCAUCUGAGAAUCCUUCUACGGAAUCUGCAACACCCGACAAGGCUGCCGCUGGCAAGAACAAGAUGGCCAGCUCCUUCAAAUUGUUGGCAUACGAUUCCUCGUCUGACAAAGUCCAUAUGGCUGACGCCACUUCGGAAUUGCCUCAGUCAACAUCUCCUCAGGCCGCCACUGAUCUUAUUCUCAACUUGAACAAUGCUGCCAAAUUCUUCCCACACAUUUCCAGUCUCCAAAGCCGCGGAUAUGAAUUAGUAUCAGGAAACAAAGAUGUCCUCGUACUCCAAAAAGUGCGAGAAGCAUCUACGAGUGCCGAAGGAGAAAGUCCAGCUGGAACAGCACCCCAUCAUCGUGUGAACCCAAUUGACAUGAUGGGUCGGUCUGUAACGGGAAAUUUCGCAAGUCCAACUGGUUUCGUCAAUUACGAUACUGUGUUCGAGCCUGUGUCAAAGAAUCCAACGUCGACUCACCAAGCCGAGCCUAACACUUACCAAGAAGAGAAAGAAACUAGGAAGCAGGAAGAACGGGGAAAUCGUAAGAAGAGAGGUAUUGGGAAAAGGGCCAUCGUGGGCGUGGUAUGGAUUGCUGGAGUCUCAUAUGCAGUUGGAGCCGUUGCAGAAUCCCUCACAAGAAGAGCUCCUUUGUCCGAAAGAACGCACCCAUCGGCUGCUGGGCCUGUCACCAACACAAGGACUGGUUGA
Molecule: messenger RNA, 3837 nt
Organism: Clonostachys rhizophaga
Lineage: Eukaryota; Fungi; Ascomycota; Sordariomycetes; Hypocreales; Bionectriaceae
Source: the annotation of a GenBank genome assembly